This is a messenger RNA of Anoplophora glabripennis (Asian longhorned beetle), 763 nucleotides long. RefSeq lists its product as uncharacterized. The record is from RefSeq and is a predicted model, not a curated record. Bases 183 to 446 code for a protein of 87 amino acids. The transcript is spliced from 4 exons. NCBI's taxonomy places the organism in Eukaryota, Metazoa, Arthropoda, Insecta, Coleoptera, Cerambycidae.
UGGGGGACCUUCGUCGGCCGGUCAAUGUAAGCGCGUUCUUCCGCGGACUGGCCUCGCGCUUCGAGGUUGCACUUCGAUAUAUAACUCAACGCGGGCCAAUCGCCCCGCAUCUGUCUCCUCAACCACUCGGUGGUGUCUAGUGUACUCCAGUGUGCCCCAGAACCCGACAACUCCCAGCCAACAUGAAAUUCGCCGUAGCACUAUGCAUAGCCUGUUUUGUAGCUGUCGUUAAGGCACAGUACGGCUUUGGAGGUAGCUUCGGCGGCUUCAAGGGAUUCGGGAAUGGCUUAGAUGCCCCGCUACAAUCUGCCAGAGACCCCAGAGAAAACCCAGGCCCAGUAGUCUUCCCCCCAGCCCCCCCAGAUAGCGGCGAAACCAGCGGAGUUGUCGUAGGAGCUUCUGGAUACGGAUUUGUUCCCCCGCAUCGUACAGGAGCGAAACCUUAGAAAACUGUAGGACAAUAAAGUGCCCAAGUCUCCUCUCGUGCUAUUUUGAAGAUACCUCGACUCUGAUAGUAUUAAUUUUCCAAAUUACCCACAGUAUUUCAAUUCCGUCCGACGCCACUGAAGCCGUCGCAAACUAUAAGUAAUUCUGAUGUAAAUAUUUCCUGAUCUACCUGUUGUAAAAACUUCUUAUACACUGCCAACUCAACGGCAAUUGUUAUUGUAUAGAUAUAGUUAGGUUUAAGUAUUUAAGUGAUGUUAAUAAUUGUAAUUUAUUACAUCUGUCAAGUGCAAUGUUUAUUAUUUAUUAAAAAGUCUGU